Molecule: messenger RNA, 1515 nt
Organism: Lithohypha guttulata
Lineage: Eukaryota; Fungi; Ascomycota; Eurotiomycetes; Chaetothyriales; Trichomeriaceae
Exons: 1
Coding region: 1-1515 (504 amino acids)
Molecular function (GO): oxidoreductase activity, acting on paired donors, with incorporation or reduction of molecular oxygen; iron ion binding; heme binding
Source: RefSeq, a predicted model, not a curated record
AUGAUAAACAAACUCAUUGGAAGCGGCUUGGCUGGUGUCAAAGAUAGCGAGAUCUUGACAGUCUUGGCACUCCUAACUGUCAGCAUCGUGUGGACUAGAGCUUGGACAAGACGGUCGAAAAGCAACAUUCCGAUCAUCAACGAGUACCCGAACGACAUCAACCGCGCCAGAGCGAAGCAUCGAUUCAUCUCCAAUGCGCAAGGUCUUCUAGAGGAGGGCACCAAGAAUUACCCCGACCAGCCCUUUAGAAUCAUAACUGCACUCAGUGAUAGGGUCUUCCUUCCAUACACCUGGAUCGACUGGCUUCGCAAGCACCCAGACCUCGAUCACCAAGCCGCAGUCGCACAGGAUUUCUUCGGCGACUAUCCGGGCUUCGAGGCAAUUGGAGCAUUUAACGACCCCAACCAUUUUGUCAUCGACCUUGUUAAGAAGCGGAUGUCUCAGAUCACGCAGCCCAUGCUUGAUACAUUUGAAAGCCAAACGGACAGGAUUCUGAAGGACAAAAUAGGUGGUGACACCACGUUCCAUGAAAUCUCGUGGGGCACUCUUUGUUUCAACAUGACAGCAUCCGUCGCAUCAGCUGUCUUCUCAGGACCAACACUAGCACACGAUGCGGAAUGGCAGACGCUGAUCACUUCCCACACCAGGAGCCUGUUCGAUGCCGCUCGGGCCCUACGAUCAUGGCCACCCUAUCUUCGAUUCAUCGUGCAUUGGUUCCUACCUGACUGCAGAGCCUCACGAGCGCAACUGGCACAAGCCCGCCGGAAGCUAGCCUCUUACGAGCUUCGAGACAACGACCAGAACAGUGUGUUAGCAUGGACCAAAGACCAUAAAUCACCUGAUGCAGCAGUGAUCCAGCUCGCGCUCGCAGCAGGCGCAAUUCAUACAAGUUCGCAGCUUCUACAGCAGACUGUGCUCGACCUCGCACUUGCCUCGACUCAGCAGCCGAAAGUGAUAGAUGACCUCAGAGGUGAGAUUGAGAGCGUUUUGGGAGAUUCAAAUGGCAAGCUUGUGCCUUCGUCCGUGGCAAAGCUUACUUUCCUUGACGCGUGCAUCAAGGAGACGCAGAGACUCAAGCCGCAGACACUCAAUAAUCUCGAACGUGUCGCAAUUAAGGAUGUCAAAUUACCGAGUGGUCAGGUCAUUCCUAGAGGCACCCAGGUUGCAUUACCAAGCUCGCCCAUGUGGUCCGAGGAUCAAUGGGGUGCGGAAGCGGACAAGUGGAAUCCUUACCGCUACAUGAGAAUUGAUGAGAAGAUGAGCUUAGUAUCUAGCAAUGAUAAACAUUACGCGUUCGGAAUGGGUCGCUUUAUAUGUCCUGGUCGCUUCUUUGUGGCAGCUGAGAUCAAGGUUGUGUUGGUGAAGAUAUUGAUGGAGUAUGAUCUGAGGAUAGAUCCGAAGCAGCUUGAGAGCGCCGUUGGGAAGAAGGGACGAGUUGAAUGGAAGGCGUUUGGGUUUGAGCAAUUGGCUGAUGGUGAUGUUACUGUUGAGGCUCAGAGGAGGAAGGAGCGUUGA